UGCAUCAAAAUGGAGUCAAUGUGAAUGAAAACAAACAGACCUGAGCUUCUGAGGCUACUGUGCCCGUCUGCCUGAGCUCCUGACCGAUAUCCUAGUCCUUGAAUCAUCUUAUUUUCUUGAAGGACCGUGACAAGUACUGAAGGAUGGAAAAUGUGUCCUCGAUAGUCUGUGAGGAAGACAUUACAGGACAUGAUUUACAUUCAAAUCGACCUGAAGAUGUUCCAGUCUCUGAAAGUAAAUGUUCUGAAAUCAAAGUAAAAGAAGAGCCCCGUUCUGAUUGUUCUGGGGAUGAAAAUUGCUCUUGUGAUCAUGAGGUUAAGACAGAACCGCUGGAGGAGGGUAUGACUGAAAAUAGUUUUGGUGUUGCUUUGAAUGUGGAGGGCGUGGUGAAACCUCGAAAUGUUUCUGAGAGGGAGUGGCAAGAUUUCUCAAAGAUUGGAAAGACUGAAGAGCAAAUGAGAGACGAUGAGGAGGUAAAUGCUGCACCCGAACUGAGUGGAAAUUCCAGCAGGCUGGCUGAAAAGUUCCCAUUGCUGUCGUCGUUUAUGAAGAGUUUACAGCUCAUGAAUGGUGGUUCAGAACUGCUUAAUGCCGCUAGCCGAAACAACUUAUCAUAUGAUGCUCCAACGAAUCCUGCUGAUGAGGACCUGUCAAAUGAAGAGGAAACUGGUUCACCAACUGAAAAUUUGACUGUCUUUUUUAGUGAGCGGGAUGCAGACUCAAGCUCUGACAAGAUUUAUCCAGUGCGAGAUAUGACCCCCCACAUCGGCGAAUCCCAUGGACUUGGUUUCAGUCCAUCAAGGAGCAAUAAUUCACCUCUGUGGUGUGAGCCUAGUACCUCCACUGCCUCAUUCUUCAAGGAGGAAAAGGGUGAAAACAUGGGACAAGAGCAGAACAAGAAAGACGAAGGUCAUGCACGACUCGAUACAACACUCCGGUUAAAACAACUUCUUCUGAAGCGUGCUGGAAGUAAGACAUCUCUCGACAAUGUUUUUUCUGAUGGGAAAAGUAACCUAGUAAGUCACGAAGAACAAUGUGCAUUGGAGAAGACGGGAGGAAAGCUUGUGAAACCUGGAAGGGAUGGUUCGCAAUUAAUUGAAAAACUUGGCUUAAAUCAUCUGCAAACAGUGAAAAAAAAGAGAGGUAAGGUGCACAAGUGUGAUGUUUGUGAUGCGGUGUUCAGCCAGAAGAAAGACUUAAAAUAUCACAGCUUCAAGCACACAGGGGAGAAGCCUUACAGAUGUGACGUGUGUGACGCCAGGUUUAGGAGGGCCAACGCCCUGACACGACACACCUUGAUUCACACAGGGGAAAAACCCUACAGGUGCGAUUUGUGUGAUGUAAGGUUCAGACACAACAACGUAUUGAAACGACACAUCUUGACACACACGGGAGAAAAACCUUACCAGUGUGAUCUUUGUGAUGCGCGGUUUACCCAGAAAAGCAAGUUGAAAUGCCACAUUUUAAAGCAUAAAGGAGAAAAACCUUUCACCUGUGAUGUUUGUAAUAAAGAUUUUUAUUGCAACAGUAAAUUAAAACGACAUGCUUUAGUACAUAGCAAUAAAAAACCAUUCAAGAUCUUCACCUGUGAUGCGGAGAUGAAAGCUGAUGCCGUAGAAAAGCAGGGCUUGUUACAAACUAAGAAAAAAGCAUAUAAAUCUGAUACAAACCUCAAGACUAAUAUCUUAAAACAAUACUCUUUGAUACCAACUGAAAAUGAACCGAUCAAGUCUGAUGUUAACUUCAAGGCUAUUAGUAAUAUCUUCCUACCUGCUGCUUUGAAACAGAUUGAAGAAAAACCUUUCAAAUGUGGUCUUUGUGAUGCUAAGUUUAGCCUUAGAAGUAGCCUAAAACAGCAUGGCUUGGUGCACAUGGGAGAGAGACCUUUCAAGUGCGAUGUGUGUGACGCGAGAUUCAAGAGGAUGAACACUCUGACAAGACACAAGUUAACACACACAGGAGAAAGACCUUAUAAGUGCGACAUAUGUGGCUCAAGAUUUAGCCGUAUUUCCACUUUCCGAACGCAUGUGUUUAUUCACACGGAGGAAAAGCCCUACAAGUGCGAUGUGUGUGGCGCUGGAUUUACCUCGAGAUAUGACCUGAAGGUUCACACCUCCAGACACACGGGAGAGACGCCUUACAAGUGCAACGUUUGUCGUAGAAAAUAUUACGGUAAAGCUAGAUUUAAAAAGCAUGCCUGCGUUCGGACAGUGGACAAGCCUCGUAAGUGUGCUGUGUGUGGCUCUGUGUUCACGAAUAAUGCCACCCUGAGACAGCACACCUUAAUCCACAUAGGAGACAAACCUCAUAGGUGUGACGUUUGCGGGAAAAGUUUCCGCCAACAGAGUACCUUACGACAGCACACCUUGAUACACACCGGAGAAAAGCCACAUAAAUGCGUUGUAUGUGAUGCCAGAUUCAGGAAGAGACAUACAUUGAAAAGACACUUUUUGAUGCACACUGGAGAAAAACCAUACAGGUGUGAUCUGUGUGGCGCUUCGUUUUCUCGUUUGGAUCACACAAAGCUUCAUAUUUCCAAACAUUUAGCGUAGUAGGUCUCAUAGAGUGAGAGGUUUUAGUGGCCAAAUGUGUUCAGCUGUUUAAUUUUUACAAAGAAAUGUUCUUCUAUAUGACCAAAGUGGGUUUUUGGUGGGUGCUCUAGUGCGCUUUGUCUCUACUUUCCUAUCAGUCGUCUUGUGUCCUCUCUCCUCCUUCUUUGUGUUUUUUACUCUCUUGUAAUACAUCUAAUCUUCGGUUUUUAUAAGACUCAAACUGGAAGUUGUUGAAAUGAAAAACCACACAUCAUAAGUAUUUUACUUCAUGCGAAAAGUUCUGAGUUUUUAACGGUGUGGCCAGCUGCUGGCAGUUGAGUUGACGAUUAUUAAAUUUUACAUCCUCUGGAUCCUGACCUUCCAAGACGUUUGAAGCCAACUGCCAGUUUUCACUGUUUCAUCAUAGAAUCUGAAAUGGAAAGCUUAAAAUUGUAAAGCCCUAUCUGUUCUUUCCUGGAAAUGCCAAGGCUUUUGGCAGUUCUGCGAUAGAUCAGCCAGGACUGAACAACACAAACAUCCAAUAAAUGGAAGAUGAUCCUCAUGUACCACUCUUUGGAUCUCAUUCCACUUCUGUACAGCGACACAAGCAUGUCAAGUAGAUCAACUCCACCCAUAUGCUUGUUAUAAAUGUCUAUUAUGUUUUAUUGCGGAACAUCAAUAUAUUGGCUUUUCGCCUUAUCCCAUCUCCUUGUUGUCUUUUGAGGUUCGAUGGCUGCAUAUGUUGAAACGAGUGUGACAGCUUAGUUGUCAUACCACCGAACAACAUUGAGAGGUGUGCCAGAAAGUGAAGCUGUAUGCAAUAUAGAAUGCCUUCUUUCCUCUUUUUUCAUCUCUUUGUCGCUAGGAAGAGUAGGGCCACGUCCAAAAAGUCUAUCACUCCGAACAGUACGAACAGGUGCAAUUUUGUCCAUCCACAGACCGAAUAAUAGGGGCAAACCAGUAAACCAAUUAUUGAAAAAGAGUUUGUGCCAGAUGCCUGUUGGGAUAGGCUUCAUCGGCCUAAGCGCGAUGUUCCCAGUUGCUUUCAAGUCUGGCUUCCUUUCAACGGGAAGAAUGAUGCCGCAAUAAAAUUCUAUAUAUUAUUGUGAAUGACACUAUCGACGCUUGUAAGAAUGUAGACUUUGUAUCCCCACUCUUUAGAUUUUUUGGGAUUGCAUGUCUAAGGGACGAUUUUCCAAUGAAAGGGAUUAUCUGUUCAUCGAUGAUAAGGUAUUCUUUCGGUGUUUGUUGUUUAAAAUUUUCAGUAAGGGAAUCAAUCAGGGGCCUUACCUUGAAAAGUUUGUCAUUUUGUUAUUGUCAUUUACUUGCAAAUUUGAUUUUAUUUCCUCGAACCUGUUUUGUGUCAUAAUGUCAGCCUCUUGGCUUACUCUAGUUUCUUUGCCCCUGUACAUUUUUGUGUUUGGUAACUUCGCUACACUCUUUAAAGUUCAUACCAAAGAAGUGUUCCAUUUCCUCUUUAGAAAGUUUUAAACUUUUGUUCACAUUUUUUUUUUGUGAGGCAUACAAAUUAGACUGUACCAUGAGGUUACAUAAAACGUCAUCUUCUAAUAAGUUUCUAAAAUGGUCAUCGGGCUCUCGUAUGGAUGAUUCAGAGCUCAUCCUAUUGGCGAUAAAUUCUUGUGAAUUUGUCGAAAGGUCGUCAAAAUCCAGUCAUCGCCACUGAAGCUUUCUUAGUACCUCAAGAGCAGGGAUCGCCUGACCAGAAGUCGAAGGCGCUGUUGAAGCAGACGUAGCUACGACGAGGGAGGCAUAGUGUUUCCUUGAAGACGAGAUCGGGCAGAGGCUGUAGUUGAAGAUUGGGCAGAGGUUGAGGGUUUCUGAAUUGAAUAGGACACCAUAGGUUGUUCAGCAAUACCCACCGGGAUGAAAUCUGGUUCUUGAUCUGUCUGAAAAUCAGAUAAAUCUGAACCUUCAUCUGUCGAAAAAAAAAUUGAUGGAUUUGUGAAUCAAAGUAAUUAUCAAUCAUUUUCUAAACAAGUAUUAUAUUGUCCAGCAAUUUCACAAUCUUCCUCUGAGGUGUUCUUGCUGCAGGCGUCAGAUGUUUACUCGACUGUGAACCAUUCACAGUAAGGGUGUAGACUUCGUUGCCGUAAGUGGAGUCUGUUUCGUCUGAUUUGCCACAGGGGUGUCUGUAUCAGGUAGGACCUCUCAUUAGCCCUUUGGUCUGAGCUGAGUCUGUUGUGUUGGAUUCUUCCUAUGGCCUUUCUUCUGCUGUGAUGAGUGUGACACUCUGUGGAGUUCACUCGACUCUCUUUGUAUUGUCUGUAAUUGUUUUUUUGAGGACUCAAUUGACCUAGCAAUGUCAAUACAUUUGGACAGAGUAAGCUUUGCUUCUUGAAGUAACUUGCGUCUUGUCGCAUCGCAUGUGACUCCCAUAAUGAUCCUGUCCCUGAUCAGACUUUCCUCCAACUCUGAGAAGUUACAUGUUUUUGCAAGUUUUCUAAGCUCGGUUAUGUACACAUGUACUUGCCUACAGAUUCACCAUCUUGCUGGUUACGGCUGUUAAAAACGAAUCUUUCAUAUGACUCAUUUGUCUCGCCGAUACAGUAGGUUUCAAAGGCAUCCAUAAUCUUCUUGAUGUCUUUGUCUUCAUCUAACUUGAAGCCGUCAUAUAUGUCCAUGGCCCCUCUGCCUAUACAGGACAGCAAUGUUGCUACUCUCACUUCUUCUAUCUCUGCUGACAGCAGUUUGCUUGCUAUCUCAUAGUUUUUCCAAUCCCUGUGAAAAACUUUCUUAACAUUGAAGUUUCCAGUCAACACUAAACAUCUUGGAAUAGGAAUCUGUCUUUCUUGAGUAGCCAUCUCUACAGUUGUAAAAAUCAAGGAAAACAACUCUGUAACCUUGUUCAAGGUGCAAGUUUCCUCGGUUAUUUCCCUUGGACCAGAAAUUUGGCGAUGCCUUGUGGCUUUCGUUCAAGCGGCGACAGUCACAGAACACCAAUACUCAUUUUGCUGCUUGUACUUUCUCACGACAGCACCAACAAUGUACUGUACAAUGUUUGAGUCGACGGGUGGCAGUUCCAUCUCCAUGUCUGUAGAGGAAGCCAAGUAGUUGUCACUACUGAAGGAGUUGGUUUCAAUGGGAUCCGCAUGACCAGCUUUUUCUAAACUGCGUUCAACAUAUAAUGGAACGAUAAUGUAAUGGUGUCCGUGCUCACCAUCAGGCUAGCAGUUGGCUCCAGCACUGAUCGUCUUGUCCAAAAGCUCUGAUGUUGCAGAAGAAGAAGACUGGCAAUGGAGUGCGUUGACAUAACCCGGUAUGGUUGGGUGGUUGUUGAAACCAUUGUAGCCACGUUUUUGGCUGUGAAGGUUCUCAACGUGAUCCUGGUUACACUUCCUCAGGCACAAGUGUGUCAAGACCUCCUCCUCCAUAAUCAGCUGUUGGCUCAAUCCCUUCUUUGGUGAAAGCUCCAGGAGCCACCCUUGGUGACUUGGAAUGUUCGUUGCUGGUUUGCUGUUUAUUGGGUUUGUGUAAAACCAGCUUUCAACAUAGUUGAAAAAGGAUGAAAACCGGGCCUGGUCGCCCUCCAAAUCAUUCCUUGCAACCGACUUCUUCCCGACGGGGGCGGAGAGAGAAUGCGAGUCUACAAAAUCCCACAUGCUGUUCACAGUCUCCACAAAGCAUGCUGUGCGAAGAGUGUCUUUGGACAUCAACGACUUUGAAACGUAGAAUUUCAGGGCCGCAGGGACUGAGUGUGAAAAUAUCUGGCAUGCCAAGAUAACGUUUAUAUUUUUAGUCAGCUUGGAAGCAGUGCGAAUUGACCGGCCAGAUGUUUCGAGGGAGAAGAGCUCUUUGAGGUGGCUCCACUUUGCAGUCAUUCUUUCACUAUCCAAGCUAAAGGAGAUGUUUUUCAUCAUGAAAUUGUUCCUCAAGUUUUUGAUGAGAUGUGGUGGAUCUGGCAUGACAAAAGACUUAGUGGUGUCAUGAAACACAUAUGGUCGUUCCACUCACACACACAUUUUUUUCAUCCAUUUCCAUUGGCAGGAUUCUUGGACCCUGAGUCCACUCCAAGUACAAGUUCCUUCCCUUGUAAAUUAUGUAUGGAGGAAGCACUUGGCCACUGCCUGAAACAGCGCAAUCAACUAUUUGUUCUCUCCCACUUCAACCAAUCGCUUGAUUCACACGGGACGCACCCUUGCGAGCGAGAACUAUCUGAGUUUUAGGAUCUGUUUCAGGAUCUUCUGCCCUGGCCCUAGAAUUUGCUUUUUGGAUGACGUGUAAGAAAGUCAUGUAGCCAGUCUGGUCUGGGACGAUUGUCCUUGGAUGGGUUGUCAAUGUUGUUGCCUGAGACAUAACUUUGAACAAUAUCUUUCACCUUUUCUUUCCCAAAUAUCCGGCCUCAUUUUGCAAGCACAAUUAGGCAAUCGGCCAGUUCCUGCUCUGUGCCUGAUGAUAGGACUGUUGUCCUCCCACAGUGAGCGUUCACGGGAAUCUCUCUCCUGACUCGUCGUAGAGACUUUUCUUGUCCACACCAAAGUGUUUGGAAGCCUGAUACGCUGACAUGGUCUUGCCCAUCACUGCAUUAUGUGCUAGUAUCAUUGCCUGGCUUGAUGCAUACGAUUUCCGGCUUCCUUCCUUCCUCUUCUUGUAUGUUCGUACCAUUCUGUGGAUAGGGGGCAAUAAACUCCAUGUUAAAAUUAUGUCUCUAGAGGAUAAAGAGCUUGUUUUCCUCGUGUAAGAAGCUUCAUUUAACUUAAGCAUUACUAUAAGGUGGCAUUUCCUAACUAAAAGUAGAAAUUCAGGGUAGAGAGCAACUUUAAUGAUUAUUUUUAUCGUUCAAAUUCAUUCAUUGGAACUUUUGGCUACUAAUUACUAUAAAAUGAAUUUUGAUACUUCCAUUCACAAAGUAAUAUAAAAAACAUGUAGGCAAACAUUAGGAGAAGGUCAUAAGGUGCAAAUAAAAGCAUGUUUUCCAAAAAUAAAUCUGAAAUGACAAGAAAGUUUAUAAAUCAUCAUGCACUUCACUUUCAUCAUGUUGGUCAUAUCUCAUUAGCACUGGCUGGCAGCACCACGAAAACAGCAAUAAAUGAACUAUUCUUUUCAAUGUAGAGCAACAACUUAUUAAAACAGGUAGAAAUAUACUUACUUAAGGGUUGUGUGUUGAUUUCUGUUAUGAAAAUAGGCUAGGAUUGCAGUAAAACGUUUUUAAAGGCAGUCUGUCUCCACCUGCUAAAAGUUUGUGAUCAUCUUCAGACAAGAAGUUCAAACUGCAAGGAAAGAGGAACUUCCUAAAAGUGCUUAUAUUCAACCAUUCCAUUGGCUCUCAGACCAAAGCUUAGUUCUAAACUGUCCUCUGAUUGGUCAGGCUUCUUUUGAGCCCUGGAGCUUGUUGCCCCAAUGGUUUUGUCAUACAAGUUAUAGAGAAUUAAAAUUAGCAUAAGUAGAAAGUGGGACUUAUUACCCUGUGGGGCUUAUUAUCCCGUCAAACUGUGUACAUUAAGGCUGUGACUUAAGAGGAUAUAUUGGACAUUUUUAAUCCAAGAAAUCCUGACCCACCCCCAUCGAAAAA
Aplysia californica (California sea hare) is the source of this 8061-nucleotide messenger RNA. RefSeq names its product zinc finger protein 708. The transcript is spliced from 5 exons. NCBI's taxonomy places the organism in Eukaryota, Metazoa, Mollusca, Gastropoda, Aplysiida, Aplysiidae. Gene Ontology annotation, cellular component: nucleus. Gene Ontology annotation, biological process: regulation of transcription by RNA polymerase II. The record is from RefSeq and is a predicted model, not a curated record. Gene Ontology annotation, molecular function: sequence-specific DNA binding; DNA-binding transcription factor activity, RNA polymerase II-specific. Bases 144 to 2552 code for a protein of 802 amino acids.